AGCGCGGCCUCACAUCCGCGUCCGGAGCGCAGGUGGGGCUGUGGCUGCGAUAGCGAGGACCGCUCGCCCCUCCUCCCCCCCUGCCCAGCGCACAGCUCCGCUUUUGGUUUCGUUCUGAGCCCUGCAACCCCUGCUGAUUUCCCCGUAUCGCAGCUGCCUGGAAACCCUCCGUCUGCCGUCGGUUCUGCACAGCCAUGGCCACCAUCAGUGACCUCCCCGAGGAUGUGCUGGUGGAGCUGCUGUCCCUGCUGCCCGCCCGGGAUCUGCUCCGUGCAUGCAGGCUGGUGUGCUCCCAAUGGCGAGACGUGGUGGACCUCGCCACCCUCUGGAAGCGCAAGUGCCAACGCGAGGGGUUCUACGUGCAGAGCUUGGACAGGAGCAUCACUGACUGGAAGGUGUUCUACCUGCUGUGCAAGCUGAAGAGGAACUUGAUCAAAAACCCCCGAGCCGAAGAGAACUUUACGCACUGGAAACUUGAUCAGAAUGGAGGAGAUAUGUGGAAGAUCGAGGAUCUGCCUGGACCUCUGGGGAAAGAGCUGCCAGACUCAGAAGUCCACAAAUACUUUGUCACUUCGUUUGGGCCAUGCUUCAAGUCUCAACUGAUUACCCUGCAGGAAGAAGGGUACUGGAAUGAGCUGAUGGAUGAAAAACGGCCUGAAAUUGUAGUCAAGGACUGGUAUGCUGCCAGAUUUGACUGUGGUUGUCGCUAUGAGCUCAGAGUGAGGCUGCUUUCUGAAAACUACAUUGUGCUUGAAGAGUUCUGUCCUGAGCCAGUGGUCAUAGAGCAGUGGAGUGACGCAAUGUGGAGAGAGAUUUCCCACACUUUCAGCAAUUACCCAGCUGGAGUUCGUUACAUCUGGUUUCAGCAUGGAGGCCAAGAUACCCAAUUCUGGGCCGGAUGGUACGGGAUCAGGGUGACAAACAGCAGCAUCACCAUUGGGCCACAGACAUUGAAGGCAAAUGAAGACACAAUAUAAGUGUUUUGUUUUACCUCAGGACUGUGACCAGCUGGUUUCAGGUGCACUUAUUUGCCUGUACUCUCUGGAUGAAUAUCCUGGCUUUGUCUUGCACAGCUGAUGUGGAAUACGAGCAGCUAGCUCUCCUUGUUUGCAAGCAGAACUUCUGCAGGCCCAGCCCUCUGGAAAGACUUCUGUGUUCAUCUGUCCUCCCUCACUGUGGCAGUGACAAUUCCUGGUGCCCUUCCAUAGGAGGAAGACGAGGGCAAUUAAAUAUGACAUCUAAAGUGAACAGCAUUUGGCUGUAGCACAAGUACAUAGCAGUCUUAACUGGAAACUCUUUCUUGCUUAUACAACUUAAUGAAAACAAGGCUAAAAUCUUUCAGUUCGGAUUAUCAACCCUUGUCUCGAGGACUCUGCUACAAACAGACUGUAAUACUAUGGUAUUUUUCUGUUUCAGUUUAAUUACGUGCAUAAAGAUGUAUCUUUCACAGCA
Messenger RNA from Lagopus muta (rock ptarmigan), 1452 nucleotides. RefSeq names its product F-box only protein 6-like. Bases 195 to 977 code for a protein of 260 amino acids. Gene Ontology annotation, cellular component: cytoplasm; SCF ubiquitin ligase complex. NCBI's taxonomy places the organism in Eukaryota, Metazoa, Chordata, Aves, Galliformes, Phasianidae. Gene Ontology annotation, molecular function: protein binding; ubiquitin protein ligase activity. The record is from RefSeq and is a predicted model, not a curated record. The transcript is spliced from 5 exons. Gene Ontology annotation, biological process: SCF-dependent proteasomal ubiquitin-dependent protein catabolic process; glycoprotein catabolic process.